Molecule: messenger RNA, 477 nt
Organism: Penaeus chinensis
Lineage: Eukaryota; Metazoa; Arthropoda; Malacostraca; Decapoda; Penaeidae
Exons: 1
Coding region: 1-477 (158 amino acids)
Source: RefSeq, a predicted model, not a curated record
AUGAAUAUGCAAGGAGUGGAAGUUACGAAGGUAGAAGAGUUUAAAUACCUAGGAUCGACGAUGCCCAGCGAUGGAAGGUGUCCAACAGAAGUGACAAAAAGAAUUCAGGCAGGAUGGGGUGGGUGGAGAAAAGUGACUGGUGUGCUGCGUGACAGAAACAUGCCUGCGCCAGCGAGAGGGAAAAUCUACCCGUGUCAGCCCAGCUAUGUUGUAUGGUAUGGAGACUGUACCAGUGACAAAAUUGCAGGGAAAGAAAAUGGAGAUGGCGGAAAUGAAAAGGUUGCGCUUCUCACCAGGACUGACGAGAAAGAACAGAAUCAGAAGCGAGAGCGUGAAGGAGGUCCUCAGCGUGGGGAGGUUUGGAGGAAAAGCUUAAGAGCGGGACGAGGAACACGUGGGGAACAGAAUGCUGGGAAUGAAACCACUUGGGGAACGGAAGGGAGGAAGACCAAAGACACGGUGUACGGACACGAUUGA